UCCACCCCACAGCCAUCUUUGGUCUAGUCGGCCCCUCCCUGUUUGCACCACCGUUGAUUCCCCUUCAUCGGGCGGGAAUCAACUUACCAAGGAUUCGUCGAGGUUGGGAACCACGAAGACGACCGACAUUUGGGAAAAUCAUCGAAUGAGAACACCUUCAUCCCCUGGAUAUUGUUUCCACCAUCCUUUGAGACAUAUCGUACCGCAUUCCGACCUGUGGUAGCUCUUGUCCACAUUUCGGCUGAUUCGGAUAACCAUGGCGGAGUCGGCGUCGACCCCUGGGUUCAAUAUUCACUCCGCACCGCUGGAGGUUGAUGACUAUGCUGAAGUAGACGACGACCCCUCGUCGGAUUAUGCGGAAGACUUCCCCAGCGACACCACCUCGUUGAAUUCUUUGAUCACUUCCUACCGUUUCGAAAAUGGUCGACGAUACCACUCCUACAAGGAUGGUGCCUACUGGGGUCCGAAUGAUGAGCAACAGAACGAGCAGCUAGACAUUGCACACCACAUGUUUACUGUGCUCCUCGACAAUAAACUGGUCCUGGCGCCUAUCGAUAAGAACAUCCAGAAUGUGGUUGACCUGGGCACCGGCACCGGCGUUUGGGCCAUUGACUUUGCGGACGAAUACCCCGCGGCCCAGGUUUUGGGGACGGACCUUUCCCCUAUCCAACCCAGCUUUGUGCCCCCCAAUCUACGAUUCGAGAUUGACGAUGCCUCGGAACCAUGGGUGUAUCCGGACAAUCACUUUGAUCUGGUCCACGUGCGUGCCUUGUAUGGGGGCAUUGCGGAUUGGCCCGCCUUCUAUCGCGAGGCAUUCAGACACAUUCGUCCUGGAGGCUGGAUCGACCAGCUGGAAAUGUCGAUCCAGUUUUCUUCCGAUGAUGGGACCGUGACGCAUGACCACGUUCUGGCGACCUGGUCCAAGAUUUUUAUUGAAGCCGGCGAGAAAUUCGGGAAGACCUUUCGCAUCGCCGAUCUCGCCAAAGGAUACAUCCAAGAUGCCGGAUUCGAAAACGUGACCGAGCGGCGGUUCAAGCUACCGGUCGGCCCCUGGAGCCGUGACCCGAAGCUGAAGAAACUUGGGCGCUGGAACCUGGUGCACUGCGAGCAGGGAAUUGAAGGUUGGGCCAUGGCACUGCUGACUCGAGUCAUGGGGUGGACCUACAUGGAAGUACAGGUCUUUUUGGCCGAGAUGCGGAAAGGCCUGCGGGACCCCAACACCCACGCCUAUUUUUCUGUGGUGGGAGUGUAUGGCCAGAAGCCAAUCCAGUAGGCUGGAGACGGCUCGAAAUGUUCAGUCAGGGGAUGCGUGGAGGUAUCAUUGGUCGCUUGCGGCGAUAAUUUCCUGGUUUUCAUGAUUCCCUCCACAUGGGUUGGACCAUGCAGCCUGGUUGAAGCUAAACGUGCGUUAGGGCCGGGGAGCUCGGAACGAAGUGGUUCAUUUAGCGGCAGUUAGCUCAUUCUUUCCUUCAUUUCAUACAGGCUGGACGAAGCAGGUCGGACUGCACCGACGAGUACAAACUCAUGGAUGUCUGUACAUAAAUCAACUCCUCUCUUUUUACUAUGGUGAAGCUGGCCGAGUUGAUAAUUAAUUAAUU
This is a messenger RNA of Aspergillus campestris IBT 28561, 1598 nucleotides long. Its product is annotated as class I SAM-dependent methyltransferase. The coding region runs from base 257 to 1273 and encodes 338 amino acids. NCBI's taxonomy places the organism in Eukaryota, Fungi, Ascomycota, Eurotiomycetes, Eurotiales, Aspergillaceae. Gene Ontology annotation, molecular function: methyltransferase activity. The record is from RefSeq and is a predicted model, not a curated record. The transcript has 10 exons.